AUGUCAAACAGCAGCUCCAUCACUGAAUUCCUCCUCCUGGCAUUUGCAGACACGAGGGAGCUGCAGCUCCUGCACUUCACGCUCUUCCUGGGCAUCUACCUGGCUGCCCUCCUGGGCAACGGCCUCAUCCUCACCGCCGUAGCCUGUGACCACCACCUCCACACCCCCAUGUACUUCUUCCUCCUCAACCUCGCCCUCCUCGACCUGGGCUGCAUCUCCACCACUCUCCCCAAAGCCAUGGCCAAUUCCCUCUGGGACACCAGGGCCAUCUCCAAUAAAGGAUGUGCAGCUCAGGUCUGCUUUUACUUAUGCUUUUUUGAUGUAGAGUAUUCCAUUCUCACCGUCAUGGCCUAUGACCGCUACGUGGCCAUCUGCAAGCCCCUGCACUAUGGGACCCUCCUGGGCAGCAGAGCUUGUGCCCAGAUGGCAGCAGCUGCCUGGGGCAGUGGGUUUCUCAAUGCUGUGCUGCACACGGCCAAUACAUUUUCCCUGCCCUUCUGCCAAGGUAAUGCCGUGGACCAGUUCUUCUGUGAAAUCCCCCAGAUCCUCAAGCUCUCCUGCUCAGAUGCCUACCUCAGGGAAGCUGGGGUUAUUGCUUUUAGCCUUUUCUUAGUUUUUAGUUGUUUUGUUUUCAUUGUUUUCUCCUACAUGCAGAUCUUCAGGGGCGUACUGAGGAUGCCCUCUGAGCAGGGCCAGCUCAAAGCCUUUUCCACAUGCAUCCCUCACCUGGCCGUGGUCUCCCUGUUUGUCAGCACGGGAAUGUUUGCCUAUCUGAAACCCCCUUCCCUCUCCUUCCCAGCUCUAAAUCUGGUGGUAUCAUUUCUGUACUCAGUUGUGCCACCAACGUUGAACCCCCUCAUCUACAGCAUGAGGAACCAGGAGCUCAAGCAAGCAGUGAGGAAGGUAUUUGAAUACAUCCUUCUUCGGCAUUAA
Molecule: messenger RNA, 933 nt
Organism: Oxyura jamaicensis (ruddy duck)
Lineage: Eukaryota; Metazoa; Chordata; Aves; Anseriformes; Anatidae
Product: olfactory receptor 14A16-like
Exons: 1
Coding region: 1-933 (310 amino acids)
Biological process (GO): G protein-coupled receptor signaling pathway
Cellular component (GO): membrane
Molecular function (GO): G protein-coupled receptor activity; olfactory receptor activity
Source: RefSeq, a predicted model, not a curated record